AUGCGUCUCCUCAACACUACCACGCUGCAGUUCGCAGAGUAUUACAAUCAAGACACACCGGAGUAUGCAAUCCUAUCACAUCGCUGGCUAGACGGACAGGAAGUGUCGUACAUUGACUAUUGCCUGUGUGUGGACCAGGCGCAACACGGGGAGAAGCUGCCAGAGUAUUUGCGCGACAAAGCGAACACCAUCCGGUCGAGAUCUGGCUUCACGAAGAUUCUGGAUUUUUGCAAAGCAGUUCGGCUGGCAGACCUCGAGUGGGGUUGGAUUGACACAUGCUGUAUCGACAAGUCCAGUAGUGCUGAGCUGACGGAGGCGAUCAAUUCGAUGUGGAGUUGGUAUAAGGAAUCUGUCCUUUGCCUCGUCUACUUCAAUGAUGUCGAGAGCGAGGCUUCGUAUGCGGAGAUUGGCAGCAGUGCCUGGUUCACAAGAGGAUGGACUUUGCAGGAAUUGCUCGCUCCGUCCAGACUGAACUUCUUCGAUCGAGUCUGGAAACCAUUGUACCGGCUAGAGAAAGCUACUUUUAAGGCGAAGAAACGUACUGCAACUAUGUACUACAUAAUGGACGACCCAGACUGGGCCGAGUUUGGCCACAUGCUUGCCCAAGCAUCUCAUGUCCCUGCUCGCUACGUUUGCGGCUAUCAGAGCCUUGAUAGUGCGUCGGCAGCAAUGAAGCUCAGCUGGGCAUCGUUUCGGCGUACCUCUCGAGUCGAGGAUAGAGCGUAUAGUCUCCUGGGACUGCUCGGUAUUAACAUGCCACUGCUGUAUGGCGAGGGGCAGCAGGCAUUCAUUCGUCUCCAGAAAGAGUUCAUUCAAACAUACGACGACGAGUCAAUACUUGCAUGGCGCUCUCCGUGUCCCUCUCCAAAUCUCUCUAGCCACUGCUUCAGCGGCGUUUUGGCCACGAAUCUGGAAUUCUUCCAAGCCUCUGGCGAUAUCGUUACGAUCAUGCAAUAUGGGAAGCCACCAUGGCAAACGAUCAACCAGCUCCUGCAGGUCGAGGCCGCCGUCUACGUGCAGAGCGCCAAUGAGGCUCCAACCACGACAAUACUGCUACCUCUAGCCUGCAAGCACAGCGACGAACGCGGCUGUCUUCACCUUGAGUUAACGGCAAGUAGCUCGGCGGGCGCUGGUGUCGGGCACUAUAUGCGCGUUUCUGCAUGUAAGCUGAUUGCUGCCGGUCCGCAGCGGAAGGUCACAGACGAUCGUCGUCUCCUCCUUCACUUGAACGCGCGUUAG
Recurvomyces mirabilis is the source of this 1239-nucleotide messenger RNA. RefSeq lists its product as uncharacterized. Bases 1 to 1239 code for a protein of 412 amino acids. The record is from RefSeq and is a predicted model, not a curated record. Lineage: Eukaryota; Fungi; Ascomycota; Dothideomycetes; Mycosphaerellales; Teratosphaeriaceae. The transcript has a single exon.